Messenger RNA from Siniperca chuatsi (mandarin fish), 6370 nucleotides. RefSeq names its product polycomb protein suz12-B-like. NCBI's taxonomy places the organism in Eukaryota, Metazoa, Chordata, Actinopteri, Centrarchiformes, Sinipercidae. Gene Ontology annotation, cellular component: nucleus; ESC/E(Z) complex. The record is from RefSeq and is a predicted model, not a curated record. Gene Ontology annotation, molecular function: chromatin DNA binding. The transcript has 16 exons. Bases 631 to 2859 code for a protein of 742 amino acids.
AGAAAAUACUAACCGGAUAACCUCUGUGUUAUUUUGUGAUGCUUUCCGUUACCGCUAACCCAACUUGCCAACAGGCGCUAGGCGAGAUAUAAUGCGAAUUUUGGUGAAAUUAUGGCAUCGAAACCUGUGAUCGAACCGUGUGCCAUUUCUGUUUUUAAUCAGGUGUCGUUUGGCAGCAGCCUUCUAGUUCUUAAAUGGUUAAAUCAGAGUGCCGGACAAUGCUAACCAGUUAGCCCCGGGGUUAUUGCUAGCUGGCUAACUUCCUUAGCCAGUUGGCUAUCAAGCCGCGUCAGCUUGCCGGAGUCUGAUAUCUUGUUUCGCGCAUUUCCAGCCUGUUCUCCGACCUCUGUAACUGUUUAACCGGUACCUAAACGACAACAUUAGAUUGUAGCUUCACCAAUGUCAAAUAUAAAAGACUGAAACUUCCAUAAUCCGCUUUUAAAAUGACGAGUCAACAGUGUUUCUCCUAAGCGGCUGGUUUUGUGCAACCGCUGCUCUUUUGUUUUGACAAAGGAAGAGGACCUGAGUUUAUUUCUUUUUUUUUUUUUUUUUUUUUAACACCACUUCACAUCUGGUGGUGGGACGGUUUCUUUGGCCAUUUUCUUUUCUUUUUUUUUUUUUGUUUUGGCCAUGGCUCCACAGAAGCAGAGCUCCUCAGGUGGAAACCACCCGGUGGGUUUUGGUUCUGGAGGAAAAGCCAACGGGUUUUACCAGUCCUCCUCCUCCUCCUCCUCCUCCUCCGCGAUGGCUGUAGCCAAGAAGCCUAACAUGCAACUCAUUCAAGCCGACCACGAGUUGUUCCUGCAGGCCUUCGAGAAACCUACCCAAAUCUACAGGUUCCUCCGCACCAGGAACUUGAUCGCUCCUAUAUUCUUGCACAGGACGCUCACCUAUAUGUCCCACAGAAACUCAAGGAAUAACGUCAAAAGGAAAAGCUCCAAGGUUGACAAUCUGUUGUUCAAAGUGGAAAAGAUGAGAGGCGAACAGGAGACUCACAGCUUGGCCUCCAAUCUGCAGCUCACCUUUACUGGCUUCUUUCAUAAAGCUGGGAAGCCAUCUCAGGACAGUGAGAAUGAGCAGAACUCUGUAUCUCUGGAGGUGCUGCUGGUCAAAGUCUGUCACAAGAAGAGGAAGGAUGUGAGCUGUCCGGUGAGGCAGGUCCCUACAGGGAAGAAGCAGGUUCCUCUGAACCCAGACACGGGCGCUGGAGUCCAGGCCAAGUCGGGCUCCUUCGCCUCCCUGCUGGUUCCCAGCAGCGAGUUUGAACCCAGCAACUCUCACAUGGUCAAGUCUUACUCGCUACUCUUCAGAGUAUCGAGGCCCGGUUACCCCCGAACACAGAUCAACGGCCUGGCCAAUGGAGAGAAUCACCACAACAGAGAUUUUACAGAGGAAGUGGUAAACAGGAAGAGGAGGAGCUCCUCUCUCAGGGAGGAGGGAGAAACCACAUUUGUGGCUCAGAUGACAGUCUUUGAUAAAAACAGACGUCUGCAAUUGUUAGAUGGGGAGUAUGAGGUGUCUAUGCAAGAGAUGGAGGAGUGUCCUGUCAAUAACAAGAGGGCAACCUGGGAGACCAUCCUGGACGGAAAGCGUUUGCCUCCAUUUGAGAGUUUCUCCCAGGGUCCCACCCUGCAGUUCACCCUGCGCUGGACCAGUGACUCCUCGGAUCGCUCCACUGCACCUGUGGCUAAACCUCUGGCCACCCGCAACUCUGAGACCAACCAGGAGGCCAGACACAGCACCCUGAGAGCCACGCAUACACUGGCUGUUAAAGAAUCCAUAAAUGCUGACGUGCAGACCAGAAGAGAACAAAUCUCAGCUGAUCCCCGACAGAAACUACGCAUCUUCUACCAGUUCCAGUACAACCACAACACCCGGCAGCAGACGGAGGCCAGAGACGACCUCCACUGUCCCUGGUGUACCCUCAACUGCAGGAAGCUCUACAGUCUGCUCAAACACCUCAAACUGUCUCACUCCCGCUUCAUCUUCAACUACGUGCCCCAUCCUAAAGGAGCGAAGAUCGAGGUCUCCAUCAACGAGAGUUAUGAUGGUUCGUAUGCAGGAAACCCUCAGGACAUCCACAGCCAGCCGGGCUUCGCCUUCAGCAGGAACGGCCCGGUCAAGAGGACCGCUGUCACCCACAUUCUCGCCUGCAGACCCAAGAGGACGAAGUCGAGUCUGUCUGAGUUUCUGGAGUCGGAGGACGGUGAUCGGGAGCAGCAGGGGACGCACGUCAGCGGACACAACCGCCUCUACUUCCACAGCGACAGCUGCGUGCCACUCCGGCCUCAGGAGAUGGAAGUGGACAGCGAGGACGAGAGGGACCCCGACUGGCUCAAAGAGAACACAGCCAAGCAAAUCGAGGAGUUCACUGACGUCAACGAGGGGGAGAAGGAGAUCAUGAAGCUGUGGAACCUCCACGUCAUGAAGCAUGGCUUCAUAGCGGACAAUCAGAUGAACGAGGCCUGCCUGCUGUUUGCCGAACGCCACGCCGCCCACAUCGUCAAACACAGCCUCUAUCGCAACUUCCUGCUGCACCUGAUCAGCAUGCACGACUUCAACCUGGUCAGCACGCUGACCAUCGACCGGGCCAUGGCCCGACUCCGCCUCGUCCAGAACCAGGCCGCCCAGAGAGACAAAGACGGGGAGGAGGAGGAAGAAGAGGAGGAGGACUGGGAGACGGCCGUGGAGUCCCAGCCGGAGCUGGAUCCAGAUCCCGAUCCCGAUCCAUCUGAGUAUAAACCCUGUAGUGAUGAGACUAACGGCUGCCUGGAGAAUGGAAACCAGGAGGAGAGCGGAGGAGCUGUGACGGAAAGGUCGACCACCAAGCAGAAAGUCUCCGGUUCGGUUUUAAACUGACUGCUCAGUCAGAGAACCACAAAGAUCCCCCGAACAGGACGAGUGGUUUGGAGGUUACAGGCCAGAAUCUACAAAAAGGCGACAGACAAGCAGGUGUUAAAACACACACAGGUUACUGCAGGGAUUAUAUUUUCAAGGGCAGGACACAUCAGAAACAACACGAAGUCGUUUUUUUUCACACAUUUACAUCAAAGAGACGCUUCAGAGGCGUUUAUCAUUUCAUUACUUGGGAAAGUGAGGAGUUUAGAAUCACCAUUAUUUCCUUGCUCUAUAUAGUGUGUCCUCACAGAUACUGUCGAUGUAACAGACCGUUAGCUCAUUAUCCUUUACCUACCCUCAGAGGUGCCACGGUUGCCGCAUCCUUUCCUUUCAUGUCCAACUCACUAAGAUUAUUAACGACAAAACUAUGGAACAAGCACAAAACAAAUUCAGCCUUCAGUCUGGAUUUGUAGGAACAGAGUUUGUAGACUUACAGGAUAAAGCUGGCGAUAUUCUGUAGUUUUCUUAUUGGCAACAAAUCCCCUGAAAAGACCAAAACUAACGAUGCGUCUCUCAGUAUUUACUUACCCAUUGGUUAAUAGAAGACCUGAACAUGUAAAUCUUUAAAAAUGGCUUGCAAAUAUAUAGUUUCAUGUUUAAAAAGGCUCAGUAAUUUCCUAAAACAGCUGCUCGCUGUAGUUUUUAUCAGACAAACAGGAGGAAAUAGUGCAUCUGUUGGGGUCUAUUUUCAGCGGCGGAUGAAUCCACAUGUGGUGCUCUAGUGAGUGUUUGGGGCAGCAGGACGGUGUGUGUGGGACUGAGUCAGAAUAAACUACAUUCAUACACACUCAUUGAUGUGUUUUUAAUAGUUUCUGGACAACAAUGGAGCUCUGUGGCUCAGAGGAAGAAGAGAUAUCAGGCGUUGGAUGCAUAGAUUGUACUGUAUUCUAGGAUCAGUGUUGGUUUUGCUCUAUUCAUGAGAUUUGUUGACAAUAAGAAAAAUAUGAAAUAUCUUUUCACUGAGUUGUGCACAAAUUUGGGAUUUUGCAAAAUUUCAAAGAUUGAAAUCUGCUUUCACAUUUUCCUGCAGCUGAUUUGGCAGAUUGUUUUUAUCAGGAAACACAUGAUUAUCUUUAGAAGAACCCUGACUUCAGAAGGCGACGCCGAAUCUACAGCUAUGUACUUUGUGUUCGCUCGGAUCCGAGACUUUUCUCCUGGACUCAAAACAUCGAACGCACUCAUGAUUCUGAUCUCAAAUCUGCCGUAGCGCGCUCUCAGAUCCCGAUGUUUGAUGACCGGUCAGAUUCAUGUUGUGCUCGCUCCAUCGUUUAGUUAACAAACUCCAGAUGGGAUCGUGUCCUUUGUCUUCCUCCGUGUGAAGCACCAAUCGGUGACCCUCCAGCCACGCUCAGCUCCACCCAAGGUUUUCUUUAUUACUGAGUGUGUUAACAUGCACCUUAGCAUCACGGUUAUGGAUCACAGAUGUCUGAUCUCGGAUCAAGUGUCUAGGUCUCAAGGUGUCCAGGACUCUUAUUGUUUCUCUAGGUGUCUGAUGGGUUCUCUGGGUGUUUAAGAAAGUCUCUAGGACUCUGGUUAGGUCUCCAGGUUUCUGAUUAGGUCUUCAGGUCUUUAAUAAGGUCUCUGGGUAGGUAUCUUAUGAAGUCUUCAUCUCCAGGUCUCUCUACAGUCUCACAUCUGCACUGAACCUCAACAGUUGACACGAAGCCGCCCGAACUCUGCUGCAGCUUCACACUCUUAUAUUCUCCGUCUGAUCAACAGCAUAUAUUGAUAUUUAUUAUAUUGUUCAUUUUUCUAAGAACUUGAGUCAAAUACAAACCCGCUCAGAGAGCUGUGAUCAGAUCCUGGAUCAGAUGUUUGCAUGUCACAGUACCCAACUCAAAUAUUCCAGUUCGAGGGCUCAUCUGAGUUUCUAACGCUGUUUACACGUGCCGAGAAAUCAAGAGGAUUCACUAAAACUCAAACUUGGACACUAGUGUGCCUGCACACACACUUUCAGCGCAGUUUCUACUACCGGUGCUACAUCUUUUUAUUCCUCUGAAACAACUGGUGGUCAUUUGGAAAGGCCUCGGCUCCUUUUCGUACAGCGACUUCUACUGCCAGCACUGAGAUGCAUUAUCGCUUUUUUAAACUGACUGACUUGUUUUCCUCCAGGACGACAAACGGACAGUAAACUGUGUCCCACUUCAAGCUCCGCCUCCUCUGAAAUCCACAAUUAAAAGGCCCGAUUUGUUUCGACAGGAUGCAGAAUUGCAAAAUUUGAACACAGCACGAGCACGAGCACGAGCGUGUCCUUUUGUGAAGUCUGUCUUUGCGUUAGCCGCUUGUUUAGUUUCGUCUCUGUGAGGCUGAAGUCGGGAAGCGCAGCUCGUAUAAUUCAUGGAGAAGAUGCAGGUUCAGUCCUCACAAAGCCACGCUCGUACUGAAACACUGAUUUGAGUUGUCUAAACCCUUAAACUGUCCUUCAGGCGCUGGUUCCAGCUUCUUAAAUCUGAGAAACUGCUGCUUUUGUUUCAAAUCAUUAUGAACUCAAUCCUUUUGGGUUUUUGGACUGUUGGUUAUAACUGCUGAUCUGCAUUUUCCCUUAAUGAUUAAUUGACUAAAUAAUAAUAAUAAUAAUCAUAAAAGGAGGCAGAGCCUGAAACAGCACACAGGUUUAAAAACAUCAACAUGAACUGAAGCUGAACAAGUUGUCCCUUAUUUUAUUCAUUUUGUUUUUGGUUUAUUUUUCCCUCCCGUUGUUGCUGCACCUGCCGUUAUGUACAUAAGACUGUGUGAAACUCUGUAAUAAAUUGGUUUUGGAAUAUGGACUUUUUGGAAACCUGAACACCACCACCCGGAGGUUUUGUAGUUCCUUAGUUUACCGACCAAAGGGGAUGAAUUUUCUCCGCUCUCGUUUCUUCGUGUUUCUCGUGUGAAAAUGUCUUGCUUUUUGUAAAAAACUAAAUUAAAAAAAAAAAAAAAAAAAAAAAAAAAGACCCAGACUGCAUCUGUGAUCGCCACAUCUGACCCGCCGUCACUGCCUGUAAAUGAUCUCAAGUUUCAGUGAGACAAAAAGCCCAGAUGCUGAUUCAGCAUUAUAGUUUCCAUAUCGAACUGACUGUGCGCGGUAUGAGUCUGCAGCAGUGCAGGAACUGAUGGAGACAAAUUUAGUUUUGAUGGGAAUAGUUGGAUUUAUUUGUAACUUCUGAUAUUGUGACCCUGCUCUUUAAAAGCUUUACAUCAGUCAGAAGUCUGAUGGUGACAAAUCCAGCAUGCUGUGGGUGUUCAGAGCCAAUCGGUUCAUAUGUGACGGCUCCGAGUGACGCUCGGAGCGCUUUUUGUUUUGGACAGAGCCCACUGUUUUGUUUUGUUUUUUCCAUUCACAUGAGACCAGCAGCAUUUUGCACAAGAUGGGAGGAGCCAUGUCAAGAAAACAAUACUUUUCUUCAGCAAUUUAUGUAAACCAGCUUGACGUUGUGAACUUUUAAGUUGAGUCAGAGCGGUUUUCUAUUAAAAGAACAAUUUUGUACUA